AUGCUGAGAACUUUUCAGUACCGUCAUUCGCGUAUUAGUCGAGCGCAUAACAGAGCGGCCUUUUUUUUGCUUAGCUCAAGGACCAUCAGCUCGUCAAACAACAAUGGGAGCUCAAAGGACGUGAAGACUGACUCAACACCUAACAGAACUGCAAAUUCUGAGUCUAAACCUGAUUCAAGACUGGCAUCUAACCGGACGUUUGGUAAGAACAAUAGGACGCCUGGAUUUUUGGUUCCAAAAGUUAAUUCUACAGAUCAUAUUCAACAAGACGAAGUUCACACAGAGGGCCUUUUCGCAGGCCACAGGCCGCUGUUUCUAGGUGAGCUUUCCGUGAAAACCGCAACUUCCUCCGGUAAUCUUGACGGAAUCUUCAGCACGAUAACCAAGAUCAAAAAGGUCACUGAUGAAACCAAGUCAUCAGAAAUCGACAUCCAAGGCAUCAUUAGCGAUCUGAAAUCCGACGACAUACAUGUCUCAUUUGAUAAGUCUGGAGCCGCCAAGAAACCUGUCAUUCCCUGGGAUGCCUCAAUAAGUGGAAUGGUAUACAAUGACGAGCCUUUUAAAGAUAUUCCUCGCACAGUUGUAGGUCGACUAAAACCAUUUAAACUAAUGCGAAUUGAAAGGAAAAAUAAAGGAACAAAGUUCAAGGCGCCAGAGUUAAUUAAAUUGAAGUUUCAUAAUUCAAAGAUUGACGACGAAGCUCAGCUUAUCGAUAUUAAUCAGAAAAAUCAUAAAAAGCUUACAAACGCAGAGUAUUGCGAUACCAUGACUAGAGCCCGACACGAAUAUCAUGCAAUCAUUAAGUCACUUUCGCAAUUUAAAUUCAUCAGGAGCGAUCAGCAUGUUUUCAAAACGGAUGUUGAUAAAUUGAACAAUUUGCUGGUCAAAGAGUUUCAUAAGACCGCCAAUCUUAGUAUCGACUCCGAGUUUUUGAGAAAUCAAUUGCCAUUCUACAUUUACAUCGAAAAGUCCUUGUCCUCCAAAUUGCUCUUCCAGCGCUUUUUGAAAAAACGUAUCUCUUAUCACAUCGAUCCUUUGCUAAAAUCUAUAUUAGGAUCCUAUGGCACUGAAGACCAAGCACAAAAGUUUGAAAAACGAAUUCGCUUGAAAGUAAACACCAUAACCCAAGACCUUUCAGAUUACCUUCCCUCCGUCUUCUUCACGGGAGAUGUUGUUGAUUGUGUUUCGCACGCCAGCCCUGUUUCAGGUUUCGGAAGAUUACACUGGCUCAAAAGUACUAAAAGACGAAAGAGUAUUUGGGGCAAAAACAUUGAGAACGAUUACGUUCUUAAUGUCAACGAAAACUACAGAAUGACAAGAAGCGGCGUUAAGUACAUGAAAUACCCAAUCAGUUUGCAUUGCAAGACCUUUCGUGAGGCUUUCACCGAAUGGGAAUAUUACACUUGA
Lachancea nothofagi CBS 11611 is the source of this 1407-nucleotide messenger RNA. NCBI's taxonomy places the organism in Eukaryota, Fungi, Ascomycota, Saccharomycetes, Saccharomycetales, Saccharomycetaceae. The record is from the annotation of a GenBank genome assembly.